Tilletiopsis washingtonensis is the source of this 2709-nucleotide messenger RNA. RefSeq names its product RabGAP/TBC. Lineage: Eukaryota; Fungi; Basidiomycota; Exobasidiomycetes; Entylomatales. The record is from RefSeq and is a predicted model, not a curated record. The transcript is spliced from 9 exons. Bases 213 to 2579 code for a protein of 788 amino acids.
CCCGCCCCUUCCCUCCCGCCCUCAACAGUGUCUGUCUCGCCUGCCCUCGGCCCCAUCGCACCCUCUCGGAACCUCAUUGCCUUGCGAGCCGCACGCCAUCGCCACGCCCGCAUCGCCGCCUCUGCCUGCUGCCUCGCCGCACGCCCGCAGCGCUGCGCGCUCGCGGUCUCUCGACGUGCGCCGGCCUCGGGGCGUAGCGCACGCUCUCCCGCAUGUCGCCAAUGGGCUCGCCGCACGUGUCCGCUGCGGACGCCGACGACGCCAGUAGCGGCAGCGGCGCCAGCGACCUCUUCUCCGACGCCAAGGACGCCGCGCCCGCUGGCGCUCCGCAGGGCUCGCCGGCGCCGGGCGAGAGCAUCGGCUUGUCAGAUGCCUCGCAGCCGCCCGCCGCUACUCCUGUCGCUGCGCCUGAAGCACCUUCGACUGCGGCGCAUGAGGCGUCAGGCGCGGCCAGCAGCCAGCGUGAUGUGCCGGCGCCUGACACUGCCCCAGCGGCGGCGUCAGCAGACGCCCCGAACGUGCCGGCCGCUGCUCGUCCGAAGGGCACUGGCGUCGCGGCGCUUCUGAAGCGCUUCCAGCCCGGCGGCGGAACGUCAGGCAGUAGCAGUGAUGCCAGCACCACGCCCGAAGGGAAUGCGUCUUCGUCUGCACACGCCGCUGCACGCAGCUCGGGCCUCGUCGCGGCAAGCGACAAAGCGCCAGCAGCCGACGAGCGGCCGCUCUCUGGCGUCGUCGAGGUGGCCAGCCUCGACACGCUGCCGCCUUCCAAAGGUGCCCACUCGCUGCUCGACCCCGAAGAGACGAUUGCGAAUCCAUUCGCCUCGCAGAGCCACUCGCGUGCCGCCACGCCGCAGCCCUCCUCAGCGACAGACCUAGAUGUCGCCACGCCGUCUGCGGCAAGCGAGUCGGAGCGAGACCCUGCGCGCUUCUCCACAGCCUCGGACGCCGCGUUGGCCGACUCUUCGGCCUGGCGGGCAAGCACAUCAUCUGCAGCUCCGUCCGACAACUUUGAUCCGGCAUCGGCCGUGGCAAAUCGCUUCAGCAUGAUCAGCCUCGGGUCCGCCCGUCCCUCGCGCUCGUCUGGCGACGGCUGGGGCAGCAACAAGAGGGAUACCUUGCAGCCGGCGGACGUGGAGCAGAGCGAGGGGCAGGAGGGUGCGGGCCUGCUGGCGCGCCAGGCUGCGCGCAUCAGCAGAGACAGCAAGGCACGCCAGAGCAUCGACCCGGCGCGUCUGAAGGAGCACUUUGAGCGACUACAGGCUGGACGGCGGUCCAGUCAGGGCGCUGUGCCUGCUGCGACAAGCGAGGAGCAAGUCGAACAAGUGACAAGCAGCACAUCGCCUGCAGAUGCCGAGCACGCCGAGCCUGCGAGCGCGCCCGACGGCGCAUCAGAGGAGGCGCAGGAGGACGUCGUCGACUGGGACUUCUGGGGAGAGGUCAUGGCCAACUAUCAGGAAGUCGCGCACACUCGGCCACAGGAGCUCAGCCAGGCGAUCCAGGCAGGCAUCCCGGCCGCCCUGCGCGGCAUGAUGUGGCAGCUGAUGAGCAGCAGCAAGGACGAGGAGCAGGAGCUCAUCUACGCCUUCUAUCUCAAGCAGACGACGCCGCACGAGAAGGCCAUCCGCAAGGACCUCGCGCGCACCUUCCCCGAGCUCUCGUAUUUCAAGGACAAGACGACGGGCAGCGAGAACAUGUUCAACGUCGUCAAGGCCUACUCGCUGUACGACGAGCCCGUCGGCUACUGCCAGGGCAUGGCGUUCGUCGUGGGCCCGCUGCUGCUGAACAUGCCCGACGAGGAGGCCUUCUCGACGCUGGUGCGCCUGAUGAAGAGCUACGACCUGCGCGGGCACUUCAUCGUCGGCAUGCCGGGCCUGCAGCUGCGCCUGUUCCAGUUCGACCGGCUGCUUGAGGAGCUGCUGCCGCUCCUGCACCGCCACCUCGUCCGCCAGGGCAUCAAGAGCAGCAUGUAUGCGAGCUCCUGGUUCAUGACACUCUUCGCCUACCGCACGCCGCUCGACAUCAUCUACCGCGUUCUGGACGCCGUUUUUGCCGAGGGCAUUGAGGCGCUCUUCCGCUUUGCCCUCGCUCUUAUGAAGAAGAACGAGGAGCACCUGCUGACGCUGGGCUUUGACGAGGCGGUGCCGAUCUUGGCGACGCGGAUCUUCGACGUGUACCUCCACGCGCCCGACGGCGACAGCCCCGCUCGAUACCGCGUCAACGAGUUUGUCCGCGACGCUUUCCAGAUGCGAAUCACGCCCUUCCAGCUCGACGCCUAUGCGGGAGAGUUCGAGGAGCAGGUCAAGGCUGCGAACGCGCACCGGCGUGAGGUCGAGGCGCUGCGUCUGGUCAACCGCAAUCUGGCGGCGCGGGUCAAGUCGCUCGAGGAUGAGCUGACAAGCAUCAAUGCGGAGCACGUCGAGUUGGUCAAACUCGCAAAGGAGGAGAUGGCGGAAGAGCUCGUUCGCUACAAGAUGAUGUACGCCGAAGCGGCUCUGCUCGCGGACCAGCAGGGCGAGGGCGCGGGCCGAGGCCACCACUUCGAUCGCUCACCUUCGUCGAGCUCGCUCUCCCAGCGGUAGCAGCAAUAUAUCAUCCGCAAGCUCCGUCGUCUGCCGUUGGGCUGAUGUUUUCGGGAUCAGCGCGCACUCGCCCUCGCCAUCCAGUAUCGGCCUGCCGCGCAUGGGGCUGCAGACCUCGAGCCGCAAGUGG